UGCUGAGAUUGAUGCCGGAAAACUCGGCAGUUUAAACAAGCGGGAGGGUGGCUUUAUACGUAACAUGGACCCACGGAAUCACGUUGUUUCUUAGUUGACAGUUGGCUUUAUUUAAUUUGUAACAGUCGGCGUUAGGUGGACAACAUAGCUUACCUUUUGCUUUGGCUGCUGGCUACGGUAGCUAACUGUAGCCCCGGAGCUAGCGUGACUAACGUCUGUUACGUCCGCAGGAGAGCAUUCUGACUUGGGAGGAAGGAAGGAAGGAAGCUGAUAAGUAGGACCGCUGCUCAUGCAAAGCUAGCACACUUUUGGACUCCCGACUUCACACUGUGACGCAUUUAGGAAAGGUGACUAUCUGUGCAGCCUGUGUGACAUUUGACACUAUUUGGUUAAUAAGAUAUGCUGUUAGUUGCCAUAGCUAGCUGUUAGCAACACGUCUCUUGUGUAGCUGUGCGGCGGACGUCAGCUAGCCAGCUAGCCAAAAAACUUCUAAAGAAGUUGUGUAAGUCAGACUUAGCGGUUUGAUUAAUUCGGGCGACUAGUUGCGCGGUGUUUUUUUUAAACUCUUUUUGUCUGUCGGACUCUUAAACUCUGACCCGCUCUGGCAGCAGGGCGACCAGAGAAACUCAUGGAUGUGAUCGAGAGUGAAGCGGUGCUGAAGGGUGUUAGUGAUAUGAAUUUAAACAAUAGCAGCCAAGAGUUUGUCACACCCAGGAGGACUCACGAGGAUUUGGGCAACAGGCAGACUUCCAGCCCCUCAUCUUCCGGAGUAUCGGGAGAAGGCGAUGAAGAGGAAUUAAGCGAAUUGCAGAAUAGCACAGCAUCUACAGUUGAGACGGGAGAAGAGGCAUAUCAAGACAGUAUGACCAAGUCCAGAGGUACGCCACAGGAAAGGACAACUCCAGACAAUGUGCCGGGGGAGAGAGUCUCCACUCCGGUCGGCCUUCCUCAGCCUCGCUCACCAUCUGGACUCAUAGGAAGCCUUGAGCGUCAAGAGUCAGUCGCCACAACAGAGGCCCGCUUAAGAAUGGAAGGAGUUGAACUUAAGGAAGAGUGGCAGGAUGAGGACUUUCCAAGGCCCCUCCCAGAAGAAGAGGAGCUUGAAGAUGACCUUUUCGCAGGAACCUCUGAGGAGGGAGACGCUGGCUAUGCAAUGACCCACGGCAAGAAGGCCAAGAAAAAACUUGCAGCCCCAGACAUCAGUCUUACACUUGACCGCAGUGAAGGUUCGCUUCUCUCUGAUGAGCUGGAUGAAAGCACAGAGCUGGACCUGGACGACAUAGACACUCCCUCAGACAACAGCAAUGAGUUUGAAUGGGAAGAUGACCUCCCUAAGCCAAAAACCACAGAGCUGCUGCAAAAAGGUGUGGAGUCAGUGCAGGAGUUCUCAGCCUUGGAGGAGAGGGAGGAGGGUCGACGCUGGAGGGUGUUUCGUAUUGGAGACCAGGAGCACAGAGUGGACAUGAAGGCUAUUGAACCUUACAAGAGGGUUAUCAGUCAUGGAGGCUACUACGGAGACGGUCUGAAUGCCAUAAUUGUGUUUGCUGUGUGCUUUAUGCCUGAGAGCAAUCAACCAAAUUACAGAUACAUCAUGGACAAUUUAUUCAAGUAUGUCAUCGGCACACUGGAGCUUUUGGUUGCUGAGAACUAUAUGAUUGUGUAUUUAAAUGGGGCAACCUCUCGGAAAAAGAUGCCGACUGUCGGCUGGCUCAGAAAGUGUUAUCAGCAGAUCGAUAGGAGGUUACGGAAGAAUUUGAAGUCCUUGAUAAUCGUGCACCCCUCCUGGUUUAUUCGCACCCUGCUUGCGCUCACAAAACCUUUUAUAAGCUCCAAAUUUAGUCAGAAAAUCAAGUACGUGUACAGCUUGACAGACCUUGCUGAACUAGUUCCAAUGGAGUACGUGUCCAUACCGGAUUGUAUCAAACAGUUUGACGACGAAAAAAAUAGGAAAAGCCAUAAAAGGUAUACGCACUUUCACCCAGGGUCAGUCUCCGCAUCCUUUGCAUUUCAUUUAACUAACAAUGAAAUGAUCAGUUGGCUUACGGAAAUGCACCAAGACACCUAAUUCUCUCCUAUAUCUCUGUAGUUGGAUGAUUUUCUGUUACCUCCUGGCCCAAAUCAGCAACGUGCCUCCUCAAUGUACCACGUUUUCCUCUCAGCUGAUAAUGCAUAAAGUAAAUAGCUGGUUGAUUCUCAUAAAUAGGUGCCUUGGUGACUGUUUAACCAACUUUAUUUCUUUUCUGAGCCAAUAUGUGAAGUUCAUCACAAAGCCAGUUCAUGUUAAGUUUGUUCUCUAAGUAAAGUCAGCUAUCUGUUCAUGGUUUAAAUGUUAUUUUUGAAAGGAUAACCUUAAUGCACUGGGAUGCUAGUUAACAAGUUCAAGUCAAAAACAAGUCAGAAUAGUUUGGAAGAAGCUAAAUGUGUUUUGAUGUGGAGGUGGAAGCAUCCAGUUGCACUUACCUGCAUGUGUUUGGUUAAAGAAAAAAAAAAAGAGGUGCAGAAUUUAAGGUGGUUGGCGUUUGGGAAGUCUGUUAAUGUUUGUGCGACUGAAUGGGGCGGAAGCACAGGGAAGUAGUUCGACUUAGUCACUGUGGUGUGUGGUUGCACUUAAACCAUGUCCUCACAUGGUUCUCCUCAGUAACCGGCUCUCACUGAACACCGCUUGUUCACGCUGUCCGCUCUUUGCAUGACUCACUGCAUACCCACUCCCUACUCAUGUUUGGUAAUUUACCCGAGACUUUUGUCAGCCUCGCUCAUGCACACAGAAAUAAUCUGCUCAUUUCUGAUAAGUAUUGAGUGUACACUUGCUGAGGUGAUUAAUUUGCUGAUAAGGGAUGUUGGAACAUUGGAAAAGAAUGAUGAUCGUGCCGUUUUAGAGAAACAGCGGAUAAAACUAUGCCACAAUUAGCUGGACCAGGUCUUUUUUCUUGACAUUAUUAACAGAAGUACAGUCUGCUGUGGACAAUGAAAGCACUUGGAGAUAAGCAGGUUGUCUACAUACUGAAGAUAUUUUAAGAGCCUACAGAAAAAUGUUAUUUUAGUUAUUGUUUAUUUUGUAAUUUUUGAAAUGGGUGUCAAAUCCCCAAAUUUCAUACAUUACAUUUAAGAAUUCCAUCUGUGAUUGUGUUCAUGCACUGAUCACACAUCAUGAUUUGAUUAUACAAAAAAAUUGCGUAUCUGGGUAGCGUAGUGACCUGAUCAGUGUUAGAUCCCAGCCACACAGACGUCUCAUCGCUGUCGAAUCUGU
Stegastes partitus (bicolor damselfish) is the source of this 3247-nucleotide messenger RNA. It is a transcript of the gene bnip2, whose product is annotated as BCL2 interacting protein 2. The transcript has 10 exons. Gene Ontology annotation, cellular component: cytoplasm. Lineage: Eukaryota; Metazoa; Chordata; Actinopteri; Pomacentridae. Bases 629 to 2065 code for a protein of 478 amino acids. Gene Ontology annotation, biological process: apoptotic process. The record is from RefSeq and is a predicted model, not a curated record.